AUGGCCAGCUUCAGGAAGGACAAGGCGGCGGGCGGGCGCGAAGAGGAGGAGGAGGAGGACGAGGAGGUUUAUGGCCUGCAAUGCACCCAUAACCUCCUCCUCAUCUGGCCCACUGACCUCUGCGUGGUCACUUUCCGGCAGAGCCCAGGAGCCCCGGAGACCCGCGUCACCCGACUCGCCUCCCUUUGGCUCCUCGUCACGGCCGUCAGCUUCCAGGGCGCCGCGGGGUCGCUGACUGCCCGCACCGUUGAGGCCUUGGUUUCGGCGGAGGAUCUCCUGGCCAUAUUAUACAGGGAAGGACCGGCCACAGAGGGCAUAUUCCGCAAAGCUGCCAGUGAGAAGGCCCGCAGGGAGCUGAGGGAGGAGCUCAACAAAGGAGGGGCCGUUGACUUGCAAAGCCAACCCGUGCACCUCUUGGCCGGCAGGCGGGCACCACCCGAGGGGGACUGCCCAGCGCAGCCGCACUCUGGCCUCGAGACACCUCUCUUUGGCCAGCCUCUGACUACUCUUUGUGGAGAAGAGGGCACCCUGCCCCAGCCAGGCCAGGAUCUCCUGGCCAUAUUAUACAGGGAAGGACCGGCCACAGAGGGCAUAUUCCGCAAAGCUGCCAGUGAGAAGGCCCGCAGGGAGCUGAGGGAGGAGCUCAACAAAGGAGGGGCCGUUGACUUGCAAAGCCAACCCGUGCACCUCUUGGCCGUCAUCUUCAAGGACUUCCUGCGAAAUAUCCCCUCCAGGCUCCUCUCGGCAGCCCUGUUCGAGAGCUGGAUGCUGGCUCUGGAGAAGCCAAGCAGGCAGGAGAAGAUCGAAGAUCGGAAAGAGGGAGGUGAUGCAUCAGAGAUGAGAUAUUUGGAUAUGUUUGUACUCCAGAUUCCCAAACUCCAAACCGUGGAGCUUCUGAACAGAGUGCGGCACCUCACGGACUUGAGAGCCCUGGGAGCCGCUGACCCCAGUGAGGUGGGUAACAUGCUGCCUUCUGAUGCUGGUUUUGAGAAGUGGCUGGGGUACCUUAGAGACUGA
Molecule: messenger RNA, 1017 nt
Organism: Struthio camelus australis
Lineage: Eukaryota; Metazoa; Chordata; Aves; Struthioniformes; Struthionidae
Source: RefSeq, a predicted model, not a curated record